Molecule: messenger RNA, 903 nt
Organism: Symbiodinium necroappetens
Lineage: Eukaryota; Dinophyceae; Suessiales; Symbiodiniaceae
Source: the annotation of a GenBank genome assembly
AUGGCCGAAGCCGCUACUUCGGAAGCCGCGGGGCUGACGAAGGUGAAGAAGCGAAAGCGAUGGAUGCCUCUUGAAUCCAACCCAAAGGUGGUUGGCAAAUAUCUGACGAAAUUGGGAUUCGACAGCCAGUACGAGGUGCAUGAGCUGUUAUCACUUGAGCCUUGGGCCCUUCAGAUGAUUCCUCGUCCGACCAGGGCCGUCUUUUUGCUCUUCCCUCAAGGCAAGGAGCUUGCAGCUGCAGAAGAGACCGAGCGCCUCGCGGUGACAACCGCGUCGCCACCACCGGGCGUGCUUCACAUGAAGCAGCUCAUCGGCAAUGCCUGUGGAACUAUUGCCGUUGUGCAUGCCAUGGCGAACCUCUGCAAACAUUCAGAUGCCUCGGCCGCAGAAGGAUCUUGGCUGGAGCGCUUCCUUGUGAACUACAAGGAGGGGAUGACUAGCGAAGAUCUGGGCACGAUGCUGGAGGAAGAUGUUGCGAUUGAAGCCGCGCAUACUGAAGCAGAACGGGAAAGUGAGGCGUCCAGCGGGCAUGCCACGAACAAGGAUUUACAUUUUAUCGUCUUCGUGUGCAUUGAUGGGCUUGUUGUCGAGCUUGAUGGCUGCAAAGACAAGCCCGUCGUUCGCGGAAACCUGGGAGACCACGGUGGCGAUUUCCUGACCGCAACUGUGAAGGUGAUUCGGGAGAGAUACAUGAAUGUGUCUCCGGAUCCGAUGCGGUUCAACAUGAUGGCCCUGUGCAAAGUUGGAGUAGAGGAGCUUAUGGCCUCCGGUGCAGCACCUCUCAUCUCGGAGGAGGCGCUGGCACAACUCAUGGCUCUGGGCUUCGAUGCAGAUGCAGCAAAGUCUGCUUUGGAAGCAGCCGGUGGCAAUGCGGAGGAGGCUGCUAACUUCCUGCUUGGCUGA